CAUCAGAAACUGACUGAAAGGAAACUGAGACACAAACAGAUGACAGAAGAAGAAGAAGAAGGAGGACGAACCCUCCCAGAGACUCCCCCCCUCCUCCUCUGGGCUCGGCCGUUUGUUCUGUCAGACGGACGGAAAGACUCAAAGAGAAGGAAUGAAAGAAGAAGAACAGAAGGAGGAACAGAACAGAACACCGGAGCUGCAGCUAGAAGUGGAAUAAAGAGGACAGAAAGUUGGGAAAGACUGGAAACUGAAAGAAGGAAAAGAAGCAGAGGAGGGUUUCGGAGGAGGGGGAGGUCGUAAAAACCUCCACAGCUGUGAGCAACACUCAUGACAGGACUCACAUGCUGCAGCCAACAACACAAACAGACACACAAAGCUGGACGGAGAGAGGAGGAGAGGCCGGGCAGCGAUGGGCAGCAAGCAUGGAGGCUCCCAUUGACUUGUACAGACACUUCUCAUGGCUCAGAAAGGGAAGUCACUGCUCCAAGUACAACUGUAACAAGUACAGCAAAAACUACGAGUACAAUAACUACAACAACUAUAGCAGCUACUACAACUGCAGCUACAACAGCAACUACAAAUAUAACAACUGUAACAAGUACAGCAAAUACCACAACUACUACAUGACAACUACCACAGCAAGUUCAACAACUACUACAACUACUAGUAUAGCUACAACACCAACUACUACUACAACAAGUACAACUACCACGGCUAGUACAACUACUGCAACGACAACUAUAACAGCAGCUACAACCAUAAUAACAAGGACGACAACAUGUACAAGUACAGUCGACAACUGCUACAACUACAAGUACUGCAACUACAAUAACAAGUACAACAACUACCACAAGAACAAGUAUGACUACUACGAUGAGUACAGCAACUACAAUAGCAACUACAAGAACUACCCCAACUACAAGUACAACUACUGCAAGGAGUGCACCAACUACAACAACGACUACGAGUAUAAAAACAACAACUACUAGAACGACAAGUACAACAAAAACUACCACUUCAACAGGUGAGCGUUUGUUCUCCGACCAACAAUGAAACGUACCAGGAACGUUUGCUGCGACUAGAAGGAGACAAGGAGUCGCUGGUGCUGCAG
This is a messenger RNA of Acanthochromis polyacanthus (spiny chromis), 1111 nucleotides long. RefSeq names its product probable serine/threonine-protein kinase roco11. Lineage: Eukaryota; Metazoa; Chordata; Actinopteri; Pomacentridae. The coding region runs from base 342 to 989 and encodes 215 amino acids. The record is from RefSeq and is a predicted model, not a curated record. The transcript has 3 exons.